Mirounga angustirostris (Northern elephant seal) is the source of this 6314-nucleotide messenger RNA. RefSeq names its product apical junction component 1 homolog (gene AJM1). Lineage: Eukaryota; Metazoa; Chordata; Mammalia; Carnivora; Phocidae. The transcript has 4 exons. The coding region runs from base 1626 to 4553 and encodes 975 amino acids. Gene Ontology annotation, biological process: cell-cell junction organization. Gene Ontology annotation, cellular component: apical junction complex; plasma membrane. The record is from RefSeq and is a predicted model, not a curated record.
CAGGGAGGUGGUCUGCAGAGGCCUUCCCGGCAGGCCCAGCCCCACGUCUGUCCGGUCUUGUGUAGGCUGGGUGACCUAGCCAUUGUCCCGCGCAAUGUCCUGCCAGGGCUAGACAGCUGUGCCCAGGAACACCUGCGGGCCCCCAGCCCUCCUACGGCAAGUGCAGGUCUGCUCUGCUGGCCUGUCCCAGCCACCUUCUGGUCGGCCUUCAGCCCAGCAUCUCCCUGCAGACCCCGCCCCCUCCGGCUGCCAGCAGCGCCCAGCCCCCACCCACCUCCCCACAGUUGCCAUGAGAACCAUGCCCACGGUGGGAGGGGGGGGUGGUAGCCAGGCCUCCCCUCAGUCCAGAAGGCCUCCCCUUCCCCACUUCCUGUGCCUAGACGAAACCAUGGCACGGGGCCGGAGGCCAAGCACCAAGCUGACACCUUAGGGACUUGCUUUAGUCCACAGCCUACGAGAUCAACUGCCCGUGUGGAGCCCACUAAACGUGGGGAAUCAGGCUGACAUGAAAUGAACUUGCCCAGGGCCCUGGAUCUAACGGACCCACGACAGGGCAGGUCCUGCCCUUUGGAGCCAAGGGCAUCCAUGACUCAACCCUCUGCCAAGUCAGACUGUGCCCUGGCUCAGCAUCUUGUUUGGGAGGGGCUGGGAGGCCUAGAGGGUGGAGGUCCCCGUGGUUUGUAAGUGGACCACGUGCAGACCGGCCCAGGGCAGCGACAGCCCUCCACUCACCUAGACCCUGACCCCCAGGGAGCCCAGGAGUGUGCCCUUGCCCAGGAGAGUCUGAGCAUCCUGGGGACAGGAGGCUGCAGGCCUCACUCGGCCCCAGGUACCCGCAGAAUUUGGCACCUCCGGCUCGGCAGCGCAGAGGCCAGCGGGGCUGGGAGCGGCCCAUCUGCUCCUGCAAGGGCUCAGCGGAGGUGUGAAUUCUGGGAGCUGUCUGCGGCCCAGCCAAAGCUUGGGGCUCCUCCAGGGCCCUGCCCCAAGGCCACCGCCAAGCCACCAGCUGCCCUUGGCGUGGGGGGGGGGGGGCACGGCUGGAGGUGGGGACUAGCAGGACGGGCAAGGUGCUCCCUGGGUGUGGGCACCCCGGUUGGACCCUAGGCCUGCACCUUGGAAAUGAGGGAGAACUUGUCACCUGGCGCUCAGCACCAACACACAGCUGGUGGGCCACACGGGUCCCAGGCCCACCGCACGGCCCCUUUAAGUGCAGCCCCGCCGGCCGCCACCGGAGGCAGCACUGAGCGGCCGGCGGCCUCCGCGCCGCUGCCUCGAAGCUUCUGCCGGUGCCGGGGACGCCGCGGAGCGCCGAGCGGGGAAGGCGGAGCGGGCGCAGGCCUGCGCAGCCCACCGGGCGCGCGCGGUGGGGAAGCAGCGCCCAGCAGAGGCAAAGCCGGGCUGUCACCUCCCUGGGGCGGAGCCUCAUGCCCUGUCAUCGGACCCCCAAUCCGGGCCUGGCUUUGAGCUUCGGAUGGAAAGGGGGUGCUUCUGACGCCGGCAUGGAGCAAGCGCCUGCGGCCUCAGCCAAGGCCCGCAGCCAGGACUGCUACGUCCACGGCGUCCCAGGCCAAAAGCCCCCCAAGGCAGAGUAAGCUGCAACCACCAGCCUGGGGACCUCUUUUAAGAUGACCCGCACGGACCCGCCGGACCUGUUGGUGUCGACCGUGUACCAGGACAUCAAGGUGGCGGCCCCGGGGCCCGCGUCGCGGCGCCCGCCAUGUGAGCGCUCUGUGGCCCCGCCUGCUGCGCCCGCGCCUUUCAACAAGCGUCACUGCCGCAGCUUCGACUUCCUGGAGGCGCUGGACGGGGCGGCCAUGGAGGCCCGCACAGAGCCGCCGCCCCCGGAGCCUGCCGCGCCGCGCGCCCGGCCCCGCGACGGCGAGCCCCGGCGCCGCGCCCGCUCCAAGAGUGCGCCCCGCGCGCCCCCGGGCCUGACGCCCGCACCCGCCUCGCCGCCAGUGCUACCGCGCCGCGGCCGGGAAGCCCAGCGGCCAGCGCGGGCCGAGGCGUCGCCGCACCGGGAGCCUGCGUACCCCGCGCUGCGCGCGCUCGCCAAUGAGCUGCACCCCAUCAAGCUGCAGCCGCAGCGGGGCGGCCCUGGCCGCAUCGCGCCCCUCUGCGCCACCACCGGCCGCUGCGCGCCCCCCGAGCCACCCGCCGGGCCUGCACCCCACGUCCGCUGUCGCCUGGACAUCAAGCCCGACGACGCGGUGUUGCAGCACAGCGCCCGGGGCUCGCGGUCCUGCGGGCCCGCGGAGACGACGCCCUGGGCCCGCGCCGCCCCGCAGUUCCACGGCCUCACAGUGCCCGGGCCUCGCCACAUGGCGCUGUCGCGCACGCCCACCCCCAGUGACACGUACUGUGCGGACCCCCGGGCGCUGUACUGUGACGGUCCGCUGCCUGGGCCCCGGGACUAUACCGAGCGCCGAAAUCUGCCCUUCACCUCGCCGCCAGGCCCCACCCAAUUCUUCUACACAGAGGAAGCCGAGGGCCACCCUGGCGGCUUUCCGGCCAGCCCUGGGCCGCCCUUCGACAGCUACUACGCCAGGCCCUUCCCGCCCGAGGAGCCCGCCGUGCCCAGCCCAAGGCGCAGUAGCGGCUACUACGCGGGGGAAGUGCGCACCUUCCCAGUCCAGGAACCGCCCUCCCGCUCCUACUAUGUGGAGGCCGCUCGAGCCUACGGACCGCCCUGCGGCCCGCGCUAUGCUCCCGACGAACUGCGGGCUCAUCCCCCCCUCCGCCCCUUUUACACAGAGGACUUCGGGCGGUACCGCGAUCGCGAUGCCCUGGCUCGGACUUACCCACACCCCCGCGGCAGCCCCGCCUGGGGUGACUGGGGCCUGCGGCCUUACCGCACCCUGCAGGUGGUGCCUCCUCCGGACCCUGGCCCAUUGCUCGCCUCUUGGCACGGGGUCACCGGCACCAGCCCGCCCCGGCUGGCCACUGACAGCCGCCACUACUCUCGCUCCUGGGACAACAUCCUGGCGCCCGGGCCGCGCCGGGAGGACCCCCUGGGCCGCGGCCGCAGCUACGAGAACCUGCUGGGGCGCGAGGCCCGGGAGCCGCGGGGCGCAUCCCCCGAAGGCCGGCGUCCACCCGUCGUGGUGAACCUGUCCACCUCUCCUAGACGCUAUGCGGCGCUGUCACUGUCAGAGACGUCACUGUCAGAGAAGGGCCGCGGGGGCGAGGGCCUGGGCCGCAACUGGUAUGUCACACCUGAGAUCACCAUCACCGACAACGACCUGCGCGCCGCAGAGCGUCCGGCUGCCAGGGGCUGGGAGCUGCCCGGGGGGCGGCCCCGGCGGUCUCCGCCCGCCGCCCCCGAAGGCCCCACUGGUGGCCGCCAGCGCAGCCUCGAGCAACUGGACGAACUCAUCACCGACCUGGUCAUCGACUCUCGGCCCCCGGCCGGCCAAGCCCCGGAGCCCGCGGCCAAUGGCCUGGGCCGCCAGCCGCGCCGCCUGCUGGACUCUCGGCCCGCGGGCCCCGGGGCACCCGCGCUGGCGCCGCGCUCGCCACCCGCGUCGGCCGGCAGCACCGAGGAGCCCGCGGGCCCGGGGCAGGCGGCCGACGGGUCCCCGGAGCCCAGCGCCGACGAGGACGACCUGAUGACAUGCUCCAACGCGCGCUGCCGGCGCACCGAGACCAUGUUCAACGCCUGCCUCUACUUCAAGUCCUGCCACAGCUGCUACACCUACUACUGCUCGCGCCUGUGCCGCCGCGAAGACUGGGACGCGCACAAGGCGCGCUGCGUGUACGGCCGCGUGGGCAGCGUGUGCCGCCACGUGCUGCAGUUCUGCCGGGACAGCGGCCCGGUGCACCGCGCCUUCUCGCGCAUCGCGCGUGUCGGCUUCUUGUCGCGCGGUCGCGGCGUGCUCUUCCUGGGCUUCCCGAGUCCGGGCUCUGCAGACAACUUCCUGCGCUUCGGCCUCGAGGGCCUGCUGCUGUCGCCCACCUACCUGUCUCUGCGCGAGCUGGCCACGCACGCGGCGCCCCUGGGCAGCUAUGCGCGCGAGCUGGCGGCCGCCGGGCGCCUCUACGAGCCGGCCGAGUGCUUCUUGCUCAGUGUGUCGGUGGCCGUGGGCCCCGGCGCCGCGCCCCCCGGCGCCUCCGCCCGGCCUGCGCCCGCGCCGCGCAGUGCCGGGCCCACGGUACGCAAGUUCGCCAAGGUGGCGCUGGCGGCCGGCAGCCCGGCGCGUCCGCCCCCGGCUCGGGGUCGCGAGCCCGACAUGGAGACGCUGAUCCUGACUCCGCCGCCCGGCACGGCGGGCCUGGACCAAGAGGGCGAAGCAGGCCGGCGCGCGCGCGAGGUGGCCUUCAUCCACAUCCAGCGGGAGCUGCGGCUGCGCGGCGUCUUCCUGCGCCACGAGUACCCGCGCGUCUACGAACAGCUCUGCGAGUUCGUCGAGGCCAACCGGCGUUUCACGCCCACCACCAUCUACCCCACGGACCGGCGCACCGGCCGCCCUUUCAUGUGCAUGAUCAUGGCUGCCUCCGAGCCACGCGCGCUGGACUGGGUGGCCAGCGCCAACCUGCUGGACGACAUCAUGUGAGCCGCGGGGUCGCGCCGGGCUCCGCCCAGCCCGCUCAGGGCCCGCCCACUCCGGCCCCGCCCAGUCCACGUAGGGCCCACCCCCGAGCUGCGCCCCGUCUACUCAGACACCGACCGCCCAGUCCGUCCAACGCCCACUACGAGCCCGCACAGCCCUCUCAGGGCCCGCGCAGUCCACCUGGGGCCUGCCCCCGAGCUCUGCCUGCCUACUCAGACCCCGCCCAGCCCACCGGGAGCCCCGCCCAGCCCCUCAGGCCCGGCCGUGCUCCCCCGAGUCUUCCACCUGUUCGCCACAAGCUCCGCCCAGACCCCGCCCUCUGGAGUGAGCAGGCCCCGCCUUUCCCUCCCCCUCCCCCAGCUAGCCCUGGGGCGUCCGCGGAGGCCGGUCCUCGGGCCCCUUGGUGCUCCCCGCUGGGAGGCGGGGUGGGCCUGAGGACCGCCCGGCCCUGCCUUCAAGAGGACGGGUCACUACUGCAGACCCCACCGCAAAGAUCCGGUUAGCCCACUUCCUGACGUCCACAAGGCCUCCCUGGAACCUCCCCAACCCUGAUUUGCCCUGAUCCAGGAGCCCGGGUUGACCAAAGCCUAGUCCCGUCCCUUUAACAUGCCCCCACCCCUUUCCUGUGGCUUGGGGUGCGUCCUGCUCCGAGGCCGUUCCUCUCUGGAGGACACCCUGACUAGUCCCGGUGUGUUCGUGUCCCGAGCAGACAAGGCUGGUGGGAGCCCUGCACGGCCCGUUCCCGCUGGCUCAAGCCCCGGCUAGAGAGAGCACAGCUGGACCCCGAGCCCGCACAUUGGCGGCGCUCCCCGUCCUCCGGCCGCCCUGACACGGGCCCUGCAGGAGGGUUUGGGGGAAGCAGCAACGGAGGGGGUACCUGGGAGGGGAAAAGAGGACGUGGGUGUGGACGCUGGCAGGAUCCAUCCCAGAGCUGAGUCCCGGCAGGGCGUGAGUCAGACUGUCUGCCCAACACCGACAGGAGGCCCCUAGGUGGGUGCCAGGAUAGAGUGGGAGGAGGGAAGCAGAUGCAUGGGGUGGAUGAGGGGAAGGAAACGUAGAGGCGGUCCAGAAGGGGCUCCUACCCGCUAACGUAGGGGGGGACAAAAAAGAUUGGACGUUCCCAGUUGGGAGCGGGUGCCGGAGCGAGCUAGUUGACCAGGGCGGGGUCCACUGGAGGGGUGGGGGUAUGACUACACGAACGGCCUCGCGUGCUUGCUCUGGCCUUGCCCUAUGCUGUGGGCUGGAGACACGAGGCUGGCGGCCAGGCUCCGGUCCCGGGAGCGCACAUUCAUUGGUCCACGGCCCUCGCUCAGUAAGUGCGAGUGACCCUGAGAGGGAACUAGGCCGGGCCUCGCAAGAGCCCUCCUGGAGCUCCCGGCACUCCCCAUCGCGGCCAGGAGAGGACAUCAAUUGAAUGGUGAACGUCCCCCACACCUCUAUUCCCGGCUCUCGCCCCCGCCCCGUGCACUCCCGCCCAUCCCCCCAACGCCUGCGCGCCCGCCUUGGCCUAGCGCGUUUGCACCCGCCACGCGCCCCGCUCACCCCACCCGCCUUCGCGGCCUCCCAAGUCCGGCCGCCCCGCCCCCUCCCCCCCGGGACCUCAGCUUUCCGCCCAACGCCUGAGGGCUGGCUGGCCAGGAAUGACCCUGGGCCGGGAUUAUUUCCAGGGGGCGAACGCUUUCCAACCAAGUAAAACAGAACUCAAAUUAGACAUUGCUUCCUCUUUGGGGGUGGGGAGUUGUGGGUGGGACUUGGACGGAGGAC